Messenger RNA from Arabidopsis arenosa, 1864 nucleotides. The record is from the annotation of a GenBank genome assembly. NCBI's taxonomy places the organism in Eukaryota, Viridiplantae, Streptophyta, Magnoliopsida, Brassicales, Brassicaceae.
GUUAUUCAAUUUUUCUCUAGUGGCUGAGCAAAAUGGAGGCUUCACGGAACGACGACCCAAAUCUGAACCCUAUACGCAAUCGGAAUCCGAAUCCAACUCCGGCUCCGAACCUUAUCUCGUCGGCGCAGGUUUGGCCAACCAUCGACGGUCCGUUGGGGUUAACGGAGGAAGCAUCGGUGGAUUACGCUCGUCGAUUCUACAAGUUCGGUUUCGCUCUCUUGCCUUGGCUUUGGUUUGUCAAUUGCUUCUACUUCUGGCCGGUCCUCCGUCACUCUCGGGCUUUCCCUCAAAUCCGCAAUUAUGUUGUCCGGUCAGCAAUUGGCUUUAGUGUCUUUACAGCUCUUCUUUCCGCGUGGGCAUUGACGUUCUCGAUAGGAGGAGAACAACUUUUUGGCCCUGUUUAUGAUAAGCUGGUUAUGUACAACGUUGCUGAUCGUCUCGGCUUACAAAACCUCGGUUUCAGUUCUAGGAGCCACGUGACUCGGCAUAUCCGCCAAAACCUACCACAUGAUCCUCCGCUUCGAGGUUCACAGAAUCCAAUUCGUCGGUUCUGUAACACCAUGGCAGAGCAAGAGACACUCUCGAGUUUUGGUCAGCACGAAGACGCCAGCAAUCAUCAGGUCAUGGAUUUUCCAGGAGGAAAGGUAGCUUUCACACCUGAGAUUCGAUUCAUAUCAGAAUCCGAUAAAGAGCGUGUUCCUUGCUACCGUGUUCUUGAUGACAAUGGCCAACUAAUCACCAACAGCCAAUUUGUUCAGGUUAGCGAGGAGGUUGCGGUGAAGAUAUAUAGCGAUAUGGUUACUCUUCAAAUAAUGGAUAACAUAUUUUAUGAAGCUCAAAGACAAGGCAGACUUUCCUUUUACGCUACUGCAAUCGGUGAAGAGGCCAUUAAUAUUGCAUCAGCUGCUGCUCUCACCCCUCAAGAUGUUAUCUUUCCUCAGUACAGAGAGCCUGGUGUUCUGUUAUGGCGUGGUUUCACUCUUCAAGAAUUUGCAAACCAGUGUUUUGGGAACAAAUCUGAUUAUGGAAAAGGCAGGCAGAUGCCAGUCCACUAUGGCUCUAACAAGCUCAAUUAUUUUACCGUUUCUGCAACAAUUGCUACGCAGUUACCAAACGCCGUUGGUGCGGCUUAUUCCUUAAAGAUGGACAGGAAGGAUGCAUGUGCAGUCACAUAUUUUGGCGAUGGUGGCACGAGUGAGGGAGAUUUCCAUGCUGCUUUGAAUUUUGCAGCAGUUAUGGAAGCUCCUGUUUUGUUUAUUUGCCGGAACAAUGGAUGGGCAAUCAGUACUCCCACCUCAGAUCAGUUCCGAAGUGAUGGUGUAGUGGUCAAAGGCCGUGCUUAUGGAAUACGAAGUAUACGUGUGGAUGGAAAUGACGCACUUGCUAUGUACAGUGCGGUGCAUACUGCUCGUGAAAUGGCAAUUAGAGAACAGAGGCCAAUCUUGAUUGAGGCCUUAACAUACCGCGUAGGACACCAUUCAACAUCAGAUGAUUCCACAAGGUACCGCUCUUCUGAUGAGAUAGAGUGGUGGAACAAAGCAAGAAACCCGUUGUCUAGGUUUAGGACAUGGAUUGAAAGUAAUGGCUGGUGGAGUGAUGAAGCAGAAUCGGAUCUGAGAAGCAGAAUCAAGAAAGAGAUGUUAGAAGCGCUCCGGGUUGCAGAGAAGACUGAGAAACCGAAUCUGAAGAACAUGUUCUCAGAUGUCUACGAUGUUCCUCCAUCUAACCUCAUGGAACAAGAACUUCUGGUGAGGCAGACGGUCAAUAGUCACCCCCAAGACUACCCAUCAGAUGUUCCUCUUUAGGUAGACUCUAAUUGUAUGCUUUGUGUAGUGACUAAUGUAAGCCAUUAUCUACAUUGUGU